Molecule: messenger RNA, 3012 nt
Organism: Dioszegia hungarica
Lineage: Eukaryota; Fungi; Basidiomycota; Tremellomycetes; Tremellales; Bulleribasidiaceae
Product: endopeptidase
Exons: 11
Coding region: 1-3012 (1003 amino acids)
Biological process (GO): proteasome-mediated ubiquitin-dependent protein catabolic process; regulation of protein catabolic process
Cellular component (GO): proteasome complex; proteasome storage granule; nucleus
Molecular function (GO): enzyme regulator activity
Source: RefSeq, a predicted model, not a curated record
AUGCCAGUCGCUACCGCCACAACAUCAGCAGCUGGAUCAUUGGCGCUCCUCCAAGACGAGGAUCAGCAUGUACGAGUCUACGCUCUCCAGCACUUGCUUAGUAUCGUCCCUCAAUUCUGGGCGGAAAUAUCAGAUCAGAUAGGAUACCUGGAAACGCUGUCAGAACCCUUGAACAAGGAGAUUCCUGCCGAUGCUGCACCUUAUGCUGCCCUUCUCACCGCCAAGGUCUACUACUUCAUUGGCGAGCUCGAUGAGGCUGUGAGCUUCGCAUUGAAGGCUGGACCAGCGUUCGAGGCGGAAGCGGAUGGAGAGUUCAAGCAGACCAUUAUUGCCGGCUGUCUCGACCGGGCCAUCGCUCUGAAGCUGAAAGAGCCGUCAAAACAGCUCGAUGCGGAGACUAUGGCGGUCGUUGACGGUGUGAUGAAGAACAGCAAGGGCGAAAAUUCGAAGCUUGCUAUGGGUCUUGCCCUCGCUCUGCAAAGACUAGACCUCAUCGAGAUGCUGUAUGAGUCCUCCGCUUCGUCGCCCCAAGCAUCAUCAUCAGCUGCAAAGGGACCGGACGAAUCUUUGCUGCGGUAUGUGCUCAAUGAGGCGGUAGGCGGAGCUAGCGGGAACGAAGCAUGGACACCAGAGUUCAGGCAGAGCCUCCUCCAACUCCUUUUCACCCUGUUCUCGAAGAAUACCAUCAGCACCGACUGGUCCUCCAUCACCACUCUCUGGAUUCAGUCCAAUAACGCCCAAUCAUGCGGCGCUCAGCUUGUCAAGAUGCUGAAUGACGAGAAUUUGCCUGAGGCAUACCAGAUCGGUUUUGACCUCGCCGAGGCGGGAUCUCAGGCAUUCGUUUUGGCAGUAAGGAACGAGAUUCAGACGGCAGGCGCGGGACCAGAAGAGGGCAUGGACGCAACACACCCUCAACGUGUUCUCGACGACAUCCUUCUUGGCGAGCGCUCUGCCGAGUUCGUUGUCAACUUCUUGUCGAAAGACAACAAGACCGACCAGGCCAUCCUCAAAGUCACCAAAGACUCGCUCGAGGACCGAUACUCCAUCUACCACUCCGCCAUCACCUUCACCAACGCAUUCGCCAACUGCGGUACCACGUCCGACAAGUUCCUCCGGGAGAACCUCGACUGGCUUGGACGCGCCAACAACUGGGCCAAGUUCUCGGCGACUGCUGCGCUGGGUCUUAUACAUCGGGGAAGCUGGGUCAAUGGUGUCAAGGUCGUCAGGCCAUACUUGCCCGGUGGAUCUGCACCGAACAAGUUCUCGGAGGGAGGAGCAUUGUUCGCGUUGGGUCUGAUCUAUGCGGGACGGAAGGGCAAGGCGGAGGAGGACCUGCGGAAGUCGUUGGCGGAGGGGAACGACCCGGUUAUCCAGCACGGUGCCGCUCUGGGUCUGGGUGUCAGUGCUCUGGCCACUGCAGAUGAGGACAUCUACGAAGAGAUCAGGACCGCCCUUUUCCAGGACAAUGCUACUGCCGGCGAAGCAUCCGGAUACGCCAUGGGUCUCGUCAUGCUGGGCACGGCGAGCGAGAAGGCGUUUGACGAAAUGGCCAGCUACGCCCGUGAAACUCAGCACGAAAAGAUCAUUCGGAGUUUGGCAAUGGGUAUCGCUUUCUUGUACUAUGGUCAGCGCGAGGCCGCGGAUACUGUUAUUGACCGGUUAAGCCAGGAGAAGGACUCGAUCAUGCGGUACGGUGGCAUGUUCACCAUCGCUCUGGCCUACGCCGGAACCGGGAACAACAAGGCUGUGCGCAAACUCCUCCACGUCGCCGUCUCGGAUGUCAACGACGAUGUCCGACGAGCAGCGGUCACGGCUCUCGGAUUCGUCAUGUUCCGCAACCAUACCCAGGUGCCACGAGUCGUCCAGCUGCUGGCGGAGAGCUACAAUCCGCAUGUUCGUCACGGAGCGACAUUCGCUUUGGGUAUCAGCUGUGCGGGUACAGGUCUCGAGGCUGCUAUCGACCUCCUCGAGCCAAUGACCGACGACCCGGUCGACUUUGUCCGACAAGGUGCCUACAUCUCCCUCGCCAUGAUCCUCAUUCAGCAAAACGAAUCCCAAUCCCCCAAGGUCAACCAGAUCCGAGACCUCCUCGCCAAGGUCGUCAGCGACAAGCACGAGGACCCUAUGGCUCGCUUCGGUGCCUCGCUCGCGCAAGGCAUCAUCGACGCCGGCGGCCGGAACAUGACCAUCUCCCUCUCCACCCGGGCCGGCACGCUUAACAUGGGCGCCAUCGUCGGUCUCACCAUGUUUGUCCAGUUCUGGUACUGGUUCCCGCUCGCCCACUGCUUGGGUCUUGCCUUCAGCCCCACAGUCGUUGUUGCGGUAGACGAGGAGCUGAGGAUACCAAAGGUGGACCUUACUUGCCACGGACGCCAGUCUGCGCUGGGGUACCCGGUCAGGGAGAAGAAGGAGAAGGGAGAGGUCAAGGGGAAGCAGAAGGCGGCGGUGCUGAGUACGACCGUGCGGGCCAAGGCGAGGGAGAAGAGGAAGAAGGAGGAAGAGGGCGAUGGCAUGGACGUGGACGAAACACCAGCCGCCACACCCGCGGCUGCCCCUGCUCCCGCACCCGCCGCUGCCUCCGCCGCCAAAAAGGAGCGGAAACCCGCAGAAUCCGCUACCUUCUCCGUCCCUAACUUGUCUCGCAUGACACCCCUGCAGGCACCUCUCCUCUCCUUCCCUGAAGGCCGAUACACCCCCGUCCGACCUAUCGGUGAUGCUUCCCUCACCUCCGCUUCCGCCGACAAAGCAGCACCUGCUGCCCCUGCGCGGCGUCAACCCGUCCAGCGAUACGUUGGCGGCAGUAUCGUGCUUUUGAGGGAUAGCAAGAAGGGCGAGUCGGGCGAGUUUGUCGAGCUGGACAAGGCGCUGUGGCCGGAAGAUGUCCCGGCACACGCAGAGGCGCCCGCUGGGACCGCUGGGGCAGUGGAUGCUGCUGGGGAUGCCGUGAUGGGUGAUGAGGAGGAAGGGGAGGCGGAAAUGCCCGAGCCAUUCGAAUAUCCAUUUGACGACUAG